Molecule: messenger RNA, 282 nt
Organism: Necator americanus (New World hookworm)
Lineage: Eukaryota; Metazoa; Nematoda; Chromadorea; Rhabditida; Ancylostomatidae
Exons: 2
Coding region: 1-282 (93 amino acids)
Source: RefSeq, a predicted model, not a curated record
AUGCGUAAUAGAGAGUUAACAAUCUUGGUUUUUCCUUCAAAAUUGAUAAUGGACAAGUUGCAAUCAUUGCGCCAAAGUUCGACCGAGGUUAAUGACGUAUCUUACAAGAGUUACAACGGAAACGAGAGACAUCAAAUAGAAAUCCAGGAAUUAGGACGGUCAAAAGAAAUUCGGAAAGGAAAAGAAAUUCCUACUGCAAAUCUGGAAAUCAGGACGGCCAAAGGAUCAGUAUCUCUGUUUCGCUCACGGGGAUUAUUGAAACCGCUCAAAGUUUGCUACUGA